UUAACGCCGGAGCCGGCUCUCCAUUGGCAACCGGAGGAAGCAGCCUGGGGGGCGGCGCAGCCCUUUCGCUGGAAGUUGGCGGGUCUGCAAGGCGCCUGCCGCCGCCGCCGCUCCGGGAGGAGGAAGGAGGCAGCGACUGCUCCCUGCACCGGGGACUCCCGGGGCCAACUUAGCCGGCGCUGGCGGAGAGCGGGCGCGCCAGGAGGAGGCUCCUUUCUGGGCUCGGCGCAGGACGCUCCCGGCCGCCCGGCCUGGCUGGGAUGCCUGGUCCCCGCGGAGCCGGAGGGAGUGAGCUGGCCCGGGGAGCGCUGCCCCUGCCCGCCUGCUAGGGCUGCGGUGCCACCCGGGCCGGCCAGCAUGCUCCGCCUGGGCACGCUGCUGCAGUCGCUCGCCCUGCUCUGCCUCUGCCAGCGCCGCCCCGCGCACGUCUGGGGCAGGCUGAUGGGGGGCUCCGGGGAGCUGGCCGGGGGCGCCGCGGCUGCCUGGGACCCGCUGCCGGCCCUGCCCCGGCGGAGCCGGCGGGGAGCCUCGCCGCCCGCCAACAGCUCCGGCGCGGCGCCCUGGUGCCCGUACAAGGUGUUCAGCGAGGGCCAGGCCGGCGGCCGCCUCUGCUUCCGGAGCCCGGCCCGGGACUUCCAGUGCCCGCCGGCCAGCUGCAGGGCGCACCGCUCGCCGGGCCGCGCCCUGGUGGCCAACGUGCUGCGCAACGGCAGCGUCCUGCUGCAGUGGGGGGCGCCCGGCGGGCCGGGCCGGGACCUGCGGGGCUUCGCCCUCAACUGCUCCUGGGACGGCACCUACACCCGCUUCCACUGCGACAGCGUCCAGCUGGGGGCCAGCUGCCGGGACUACCUGCUGCCCGACGCGCACGGCAGCGUGCGCUACCGCCUGUGCCUCCAGCCGCUCUACCGCGCCGGCGGGCCGGGCGCGCCCCGCGCCGAGUGCGUGGAGUUCAGCGUGGAGCCGGCCAGCAUGCGGGACAUCGUCAUCGCCAUGACGGCCGUGGGGGGCUCCAUCUGCGUCAUGCUCGUCAUCAUCUGCCUCCUGGUGGCCUACAUCACCGAGAACCUCAUGCCGCCGGCCUGGGGCCGGGCCGCCGCCCCCACGAGGGGCACGUAGGGCAGGGGCCCCAGCCGGCGGGGGGCGCUCCGGAGCCCGCGCCUGGAACCGGCCCUAGGGCGCCCUCUGCAGGCGGGGGCAUGGAAUCUGCCCUGGAGCUGUAGAGCCAGGGGUGGGGAGCCACCCCUAGAACCCGGGCCUGGAGCUCCCUCUGCAGCCAAGGGCCUGGAACCGGCCUCUAGAGCCAGGGGCUGGAGUGCCCUCUGCAGGUGGGGCCUGGAAUCUGCCCUGGUGCUCUAGAGCCAGGGGUGUGAAGCCAUCCCUAGAGCCCGGGCCUGGAGCUCUCUCUGCAGCCAGGGAUCUGGAACUCACCUCUAGAGCCAGGGGGCUGGGAUCUGCCCUGGAGCUCCCUCUGCAGCCAGGGGAUGGAACCCAGCUCUAGAGCCAGGGCCUGGAGCUCCCUCUCGAACCAGGGGCCUGGAAGCCACCUCCCCUGGAGCUCCCUCUGCAGCCAGGGGGAUGGAACCAGCCCCUAGAGCCGGGUCCUGGAGCUCCCUUUGCAGCCAGGGGGAUGGAACCAGCCCCUAGAGCCCAGGCCUGGAGCUUCCUCUGCAGCCAGGGGAUGGAACCCACCUCUAGAGCUGGGGCCUGGAGCUCCCUCUCCAACCAGGGGCCUGGAAGCCACCUCCCUUGGAGCUCCCUCUGCAGCCAGGGGGAUGGAACCAGCCCCUAGAGCCGGGGCCUGGAGCUCCCUCUGCAGCUAGGGGCCUGGAACCCUCCACCCAGCUGGGGCAUGGUGGAUCCCUCUCCAUCAAGGGUAGUGAUGGACACUUCUCUUCCUAGCUGACUCCAAAAUGCAUAUUGAUCACAGUGCUGUAGGGGUAGACUUUGAUUAAAGCGUCACUUUGGGGUUACCAAAGCCUGUAACUUUUCUAUUCCUGUUAGCGGCGACAAGGACAACUUAAAUCCAGAGGAAACCAGUGCCAUCACCCAAAGCAGAUCUGCAGCAACCUGAGGGACCUCAGUGCCAUUGUGUGACUCAAAGAUCUUUAGAGUUGUAUGUGGUAUUAUUUUCCAUAGAGGACUUUCUAUAGAUCAGUCUUAACUAGACCAAGGGAAGUUUUAAAUAGCUAAAGAAAACUGAGUUUAGAAAGAAGCAGGGGAGAAAUAGUCACACAUUCAGGUGUCUGAACAUCAGUGUUCUGUGAUAAAUAACUUAUACUGUGAAAUAUUUGUGAGGUAUGUAAUUGUGGUUGGGCGUGGUCAUGCAGACAUUACUAAUAGAAAAGUAAGUAUUGCUAUGGAAUCCUGAAAGAUUGGGUUAUAAGCAACUUUCGAGAUACUGUUGAUUUGUGCAUUUUAUUGUGAUUUUUAGAACUAAACAUUCCACAAGAGGAUAAAAGAGAUGGGACAAAGAAAGCCCCAACUCCUCACACUAUGUGCCAUAACCUAGAUUGUUGCAUUGUUUUGCAGUGGUGUUACAUAGGAAAAUUCACAGUAAAAUAAAGUAAGUUAGUAAUAGGAUCAAAAUUAGGCAUAUUAAUAAGUGCUGAUUUAAAGCAUUCAGAGAUAUAAGCCUGUUCUGCAGCAUCGUUAGGUACCGUCUUUUUUUGUGAAGUUGUUUUCCUUCAUUUUAUUUGCAGAUCAGUUGUUAAGAUCUUUUUGUUUUAAUAGUAAAUUUGCCAAGUGUAUCAUGUAAAAGUUUGGAAUUUUGUUUUCUAUUUUUAGUAAAAAAAAAAAAAAAAGAUUAAAAAGCAGCUAUUCUGCCUGAGCCAUACCCAGUUUUCAAACUUAAAAUAUCUCAGUGAGUUAAAAAUAAAAAUCAGGAAUCUGCUUGAAGUGCCAGAAAAAUUGCAGUUUUGAAAAGUGAACUAACUUAUUUUUAAGUGCUUUUUUGAUUUGAGGCCUCUAAACAAGUUUAACUUUAAGCAUAUGCUUAAAUCCCAUUGAUUUAGAUGUGCUUAAUUGCUUUCCUGAAUUGGAAUGCUAUCCUGAAACUUGGCCAAAGAGAGUAGAUCCAUAAAGCUUAAGAAACUCGGGGACUGAUGCAAAGUCCACUGAGCUGAGUGGAAAAACUCCCAUUGAAAGCAGUGGGUUUUGGAUCAAGCCCUAUGCUAAGCAGCUCAACAACUCAGGAGCCCAGGCCUGCCCCUACUGAAAUCAACAGGAGUUUUGUCAUUGGCUUCAACAGCACUAGGCCCUUUCAAAAGUAACUUUUUAGAAAAAAAACGUUUGGCUCUAGCCAAUGUGUCUCAGGUUUCUGCCUGCUGCAGUUUAAAAAGGCCAAUUUAACAGAGUCUGAAAACUGGGAUUCAUAACGGAAACAUGAACUGAGCUUUAAUUAUAAUGGUGUGAAAAAUACACAAUAAUAACUACUGUGACCAGUCUUCGCUACCCCAUUUUAUGAAUGCAAUACACCUUUGUUCUACUAAGGUACCACCUCCUAAAGUCUGAAUUCUGUUCUGUAGUGGCUGAGUAUUUUUAAUAUAGGAACACUAGCUGUAAUCCAUUCACUCGAUGCUACAGUAAACUCGGAGUUUAGUUAAACUCUACUAUUCAUUACAUUGUGCCUUAGUACUGAAAGUUUGACCCAUUAAUAUUGGCUUUUCUGUUUUUGUUGUAACUGUUAGAGGAACAUGUGUACCUCCCACAGUGUUUGUCUAUUUAAUAGGAAAAUAAACCUAGGCUAGCUGAAUAUUACUUGAAUUUUAAUAUAUAUUUAAAAUAGAGUAAAUUACCUUCCUAGAGCUUCUGUGUUACUUUUUGUUUAGUAUUGUCUCCACAUAGUUUACUGGUAUAACAAAAAUCUAACAUUAUAUCACAUAAAAAAGUAAUGGUAGAGGGGAAAUAGGGUUUAUGUAGCAGCAUAUUAUUAAUAGAUCACAUGUGAAACGAAAGUGUUUGUCUGAAUAAACAAAUAUGUUUAUAAUCAGUAAAUGCCCAGUGGGCAUUUCAUAGGUAGUAUGGAUGACCUAAAACUUGUAAGUAGAAGGCAUAUGUAGAAACCCUCUAGGAUCUGUUAAAAUACAAUAUUUGUACUAAUCAGAUGAGCACAGCCAUACUACAGACUACAUUUCUCUCCCUCCCCGUGUGUGUUUUUAAUCCAGCAAGCAAACUUAUUUCCCUUAGGACUGAAAUAAUUUAAGGAUGGUCAGGAGCUGAAGGUCUGUAUUUUGUCAGACAAAAAUACCUCUCUUUUUCAUUAUUUCUUCAUGUUUUCCUUCUAACAAGAAGCUUGCUGUAAAUUACACUUCUUCCCUUCAUGAGUUUCUUGCCUCUGAACCUUGGUUUAAAACCACCUGACAGUAUUUAAAAUAUAAUUGCAAUCAGGGAAUGAGCCCUGACAGACAAUUUCAUUCACGUUUUUCCCCAGAGAGAGAUAAUGUGUGAAAUAAUCUGAAAUUAGUUCAAGGAUAUUAAGACAAGUUGUACCUAGUGGAGUCAUGUCAUCCUUUGUAUAAAUCCAUUAAAUUCAGUGGAUUUAAACCCACAGUGAAUAUGGCCUAGUUUCAUUUGAAGGCCUCGCAUGCAUCUACCCUAUGGUCAAUCCUAGGCAGGAUUAGUAGAGUGGAACUAAUAUUGUACAUUUCUAUCCAUUUCCGUCACUCGCUGUUGCUGUCUUGUCCUUCAUCUUGCCAUGAAUUGCCAGACUUUAAAUAUAUAAUUAAUGAGCCUUGUAUCACCUUGGAGUUGACCUUAAUGCAUUAAAAGAAUAUAAUAUACACAUUA
This is a messenger RNA of Gopherus flavomarginatus (Mexican gopher tortoise), 4785 nucleotides long. RefSeq names its product fibronectin type III domain containing 10 (gene FNDC10). Bases 358 to 1116 code for a protein of 252 amino acids. The record is from RefSeq and is a predicted model, not a curated record. The transcript has a single exon. Gene Ontology annotation, molecular function: protein binding. NCBI's taxonomy places the organism in Eukaryota, Metazoa, Chordata, Testudines, Testudinidae.